UCUGAAAGCGCCGUUUCUUUCUAACAAGUCUCUCCCUCUCUCCAAAUUCAAAAUCUCUUAUUGUCUCCCUCUCCCUCUCUCUCACACACAAACACACACACACACACACAUAAACACAGAGCCGAAACCCUAGGGUUUGGAAUCUGAUUCGAGAUGGAUGGACCCGAUGGGAAAAAUGGAUCUCAAUCUGUUCGAGUAGCUGUUAAUGUUCGACCACUGGUUACUCCGGAGCUUCUUGUUGGCUGCUCUGAUUGCAUCAGUGUCACUCCAGGCGAACCGCAGGUGCAAAUUGGUUCGCAUUCUUUCACAUUUGAUUAUGUAUAUGGGAGUACCGGGUAUCCCUCUUCUCGGAUUUUUGAUGACUGCGUUGCUCCCCUGGUUGAUGCACUAUUUCAUGGCUACAAUGCCACAGUUUUGGCUUAUGGCCAGACUGGAUCGGGUAAAACCUACACUAUGGGCACAAACUAUAACGGAGAAGGCAGUAAUGGCGUGAUUCCAAAAGUGAUGGAAAUGAUAUUCAAACAAGUAGAGGAGACCAAAGGCACUACCGAGUUUUUAAUCAGAGUAUCUUUCAUUGAGAUAUUUAAGGAGGAGGUUUUUGAUUUACUGGAAUCAAAUUCAGCAGUAUAUUCCAAGGCUGAUGGGAAUGGAAAACCUGUAGGGCCAUCUAGGGCUCCUAUUCAAAUCAGGGAAACAGCAAAUGGUGGCAUCUCCCUUGCUGGUGUAACAGAGGCUGAAGUUACUUCACAAGAGGAGAUGGCUUCAUUUCUGUUGCGAGGAUCUGUGUGCAGAGCAACUGGGAGCACAAAUAUGAAUAGCCAAUCAAGUCGAUCACAUGCCAUUUUUACAAUUACAAUGGAACAAAAACGAAUUUCUGGCUCAACAAAUGGAGGAGCUCAUGAUGAUGGAGAUGAUAUAUUGUGUGCCAAGCUUCAUUUGGUUGACCUUGCUGGAUCUGAAAGGGCAAAAAAGACAGGAGCUGAUGGGAUGCGUUUACGAGAAGGAAUUCAUAUCAACAAGGGUUUAUUAGCUCUUGGUAAUGUGAUAAGUGCAUUGGGUGAUGAGAAGAAGCGAAAAGAAGGUGGCCAUGUGCCCUAUAGGGACAGCAAGUUAACCCGCCUUUUGCAGGACUCUUUAGGAGGCAACAGCAAAACAGUAAUGAUAGCUUGUGUAAGUCCAGCAGAUACAAAUGCUGAAGAAACUCUCAACACAUUGAAGUAUGCAAAUCGAGCACGCAACAUUCAAAACAAAGCAGUGGUGAAUCGGGAUCCAGUUACAGCUCAAAUGCAACAAAUGAGAAAUCAAAUCGAACAGUUGCAAGCAGAGCUUCUUUAUGUAAAGGGAGACUCUUCCACACCAUUUGAAGAGCUUCAACUUUUGAAACAGAAAAUAGCAAUACUUGAAACAAGCAAUGCUGACUUACAGAAACAGCUUCAAGAACAUCAAGUCAACUUUGAACAUUUGACUAAACAAGCAACUGAUGCUCAAUUUGAAAAGGACAAACUGUUAUUAAAACUUGAAUCUGCUCGUGAUGGUAAACCUUGGGAUGAGAACAACUGUGACUCGAAUAAGGAUGUUGGUUUAUUGAAAACUUAUGUCUCAAAAAUUCAAGAAUUAGAAGGAGAAUUGAUGCGCACACGAAGAUUAAAUACUUCAAAACGCACUGAACUUAUCGAUUUCUUGGAUUUGGAUGAAACUGUUCUUAACCCAAAAAGUAAUUUGUUUCCUGGAUCUGAUUCUAAACCUGCUGAAGUUGCUGGUAAUCCUGAAGAUGAAGAGAAAGAGCUAGAACAUUGUUCCUUACAAGAAAAACUUGAUAAUGAGCUCAAAGAAUUGGACAAAAAGCUUGAACAAAAGGAGGCUGAAAUGAAGCGUGUUGCGGGUGGUGAUACAUCAGUUCUUAAACAACAUUAUGAGAAGAAAGUUUUGGACUUGGAACAAGAAAAGAGAGCUUUGCAGAAAGAAAUUGAGCAACUUAGGAACAAUCUUGCAAACAUUUCCACCACUUCUGAUGACAGUACACAGAAGUUGAAGGAAAAUUAUCUUCAGAAGCUGAACUUUUUGGAAGCCCAAGUUGUGGAGUUGAAAAAGAAGCAAGAUGCUCAGGCACAGUUGUUAAGGCAAAAACAGAAGAGUGAUGAAGCUGCAAGGAAACUUCAGGAUGAGAUUCAUAGAAUCAAAACACAGAAGGUACAAUUACAACAAAAAAUCAAGCAAGAAUCUGAGCAGUUCAGAUUAUGGAAGGCCUCACGAGAAAAAGAAGUACUUCAGCUUAAGAAAGAAGGAAGAAGGAAUGAGUAUGAGAUGCAUAAGCUACUAGCUCUAAAUCAAAGACAAAAAAUGGUUGUGCAAAGGAAGACCGAAGAAGCUGCUUUGGCUACAAAACGAUUAAAAGAAGUACUCGAUUCACGCAAGACUUCUUCACGUGAUACAUAUGGAAGUAGCAGUGGACCUGGAGUUCAGGCACUGAUGCAAGCAAUUGAACAUGAGCUUGAGGUUUAUGUUCGUGUGCAUGAAGUACGUUGUGAACAUGAGCGUCAAAAGGAAGAGAGGGUAAAAAUGGCAAAGGAGUUGGCAGAACUGAAGGAUGAAGCAAAUAUGGCAAAACAUUCAAGUUUAAGUGUUUGUGGUCAAACGAUGUCGCCUGGAGCAAGAAACGCAAGGAUAUAUGCUCUUGAUAACAUGCUUGCUACUUCAUCCAAAACCAUCGUUGCAAUGGCGUCACAGUUAUCAGAAGCAGAAGAGCGAGAAAAAGCCUUUAGUGGCAAAGGUCGUUGGAAUCAAGUUCGGUCUCUCCAGGAUGCUAAAAACAUCAUGAAUUAUCUCUUCAAUCUGGCAUCAUCUUCAAGGUGCCAGGUUUGGGAGAAAGAAGUCGCGUGUAGAGAGAAGGAUACGGAGAUUAGAGGGUUGAAGGAGAAAAUCGUCAAUUUAAUUCGACAGAUUGAAAUGCACAAGGCCGAACUCAUUCGACAGGAAAAGCUUAAGAAGCUUAUGAUGUCCAAGAGUUUCAGAAAAAGAUCCACACAUCAAGAUGACGACGGUGAAGGACACGUGUAUGAUUUGCGACCUAAGGGACUACGGAAUUCGAUAGCUUACAACACCAGUGGAGAUCUGGAUGAAUUACUGGAAGACAUGGACACGUCAGAUUCCGAUAAUUCCGACGAUUGGUUACAUUCCGAUGACUUCCAGGACGAGUGGGGUAAUCGGAGGAAACAAACCGCUAAAAGAAAUUCCAAAGCCGACUUCACCGAUUCGGAAAUCCAGAAAACGUCUCCGACUGAAGAAGGUAGUACGGGUGAAAACCCGAAAGUACCCUUCGGGGAGUGUUGUACAUGCAGCAAAAGCUCUUCAUGUAAAACGAUGAAAUGCCAGUGCCGAGCGGCGGAAGGCAUGUGUUCGGCGUCGUGUGGGUGUAACCCGAAGAAAUGUUCCAACCGGGAAACGGUGGUUGUUGUGGAGCAGUCUGAUUCUCGACCACCACUACCAGCACCACCGGUGGCAGUUAUGGUGGACGGUGAUGUUAAUUUAUCAGAUGAUCAGGAGCUUGCGAAUCGUGCAGCGGUGUUACUUGAGUCGGCUCUUGGUGAUAAGCCGGCUGAGAUAAACAACGAUGUUGAGGGCUCAAAAAGAAAGGCGCUGUCAGACAUUGGGAAUAAAAUUGUGAAAUCUAACGCACCAAAGCCUCCUGCUCCAAGGAAGAAAUGGCGCAAAUCAGCGGCAAUCAAACUGAUUCCAGUGGUGGCUCCUCCUCCUUCUCAAAUAGAAGAAACAGAAACAGAAGCUCCACAGACACAAAAACAGGAGAGUAAUAAUAACAAUAGCAGUGUUGUUGUUGUUGAGACAACAAAUAUCCCACAAAUGUUAAGGUUACCCAGAGCAAUGAGAUCUGCAAUGUCAAAUCCUAACAAUUCCAUUUCUAAUCCUCCCUUGAGAGACCGAAAUUCCCAACAGAAUCAGUCUGGGGAUUCGACUGCUAAUAAAGAACCUGAGCAUGCUACUGCCAUUCCUCUUAGACCAACAACAAACGAAAAAGAAAAUAAUAAUAAUAAUCAUGGGAUUUAAGGUAAUGGUGUCUGUCUUCAUUUAUCCAUCUAACUCUUUCUUCAUUUUAGUUGUUUAAACAAAUCCGUAAAUGGUAAUGUACCUUUUGAGGAUAGAGAAUGGGACUGUUUGGGUAGGGUAGUUGUGUUAUGUGUAAAACACUGAUCAAUCCUCUAUUGAUGAGAAGAAGCUUGUUUGGUUUGGUUUGCUUAGUUGUGUUGAAAUGUAUCUUUAUUGGAAAUGUAAAUGUGUCUAAACCUGU
Molecule: messenger RNA, 4303 nt
Organism: Lactuca virosa
Lineage: Eukaryota; Viridiplantae; Streptophyta; Magnoliopsida; Asterales; Asteraceae
Source: the annotation of a GenBank genome assembly